AUGCUGGGAUUUCUGCGAGGAAUUCGUCAGUACAGUUCUUCUGCAAAGGAAGCUGCCAAUGUUUUCUUUGAUAUCUCUAUCGGAAAUGCACCUGCACGUCGCGUCGUCUUCAAGCUCUACGACGACGUAGUACCCAAGACGGCUGCAAACUUUCGCGCUAUUGCACGUGGAGAUACCCAGGACAAGGCGCAGACCUAUAAAAAGUCAACCUUUCACCGCAUCAUCCCAGGAUUUAUGAUCCAAGGCGGCGACUUUGAGCGACACAACGGAACAGGUGGAUAUUCGAUUUACGGUCGAAAGUUCAACGACGAAAACUUUCAGAAGAAGCACACCCGGCCGGGCCUGUUAUCUAUGGCGAAUGCCGGACCGAACACCAACGGUAGCCAGUUUUUCAUCACAACCGCCGUGACGAGCUGGCUCGACGGCAAGCAUGUCGUUUUCGGCGAGGUCGUAGAAGGCAUGGACGUCAUCAAAGAGGUAGAGGCGGUUGGAAGCUCUUCUGGAAAGCCGCAGAAGAUGGUUACUGUGACCGAGUCGGGCACUGUCGAGUAA
Messenger RNA from Serendipita indica DSM 11827, 552 nucleotides. Lineage: Eukaryota; Fungi; Basidiomycota; Agaricomycetes; Sebacinales; Serendipitaceae. The record is from the annotation of a GenBank genome assembly.